Molecule: messenger RNA, 589 nt
Organism: Homalodisca vitripennis (glassy-winged sharpshooter)
Lineage: Eukaryota; Metazoa; Arthropoda; Insecta; Hemiptera; Cicadellidae
Exons: 2
Coding region: 245-589 (114 amino acids)
Molecular function (GO): DNA binding
Source: RefSeq, a predicted model, not a curated record
UACUCUAUUACGGCCGCUCGGGGCAAGAUGACGUGGGGCAAGAUGGCGUGUUCGUCAUCUUGCCCCGGUUAAUUUUACUGGUGCAAAGCUGAAACUUUUAAGAAGUAUGGUUAUGCAUACAAUUUUGAUUUAAGUAAACUAAUAACUGACGACACUGUGAGACUUAACCACUUAUUUAAAAAAAAUUUAAUCUACACUUUUGUUUAACAAUUUUACUUUAGAAUUGAAUUUUUAUUAAUUUAAUAUGCGGGUACAGAUUUUUAGUUUUACUUUGGUUCCAGAGAUGGUGAGAAACUACAAAAAGACUUCCUCUAGAGGAGAGUGGGAAAAAACCAACAUGGAUACUGCUUUCACAGAGGUCAAGGAGGGAAGAAUGACUUGCUUGGGAGCAGCGAGAACUUACAAUGUUCCAGAGGCAACACUUCGACGCCGACUGAAAAAGAACGUUUCGGAUAUGCCUGUCCAUGGAGGAAGAUAUAGAGAAGUAUUCAAUGAAGAGCAGCUCCAAGAUUUACACAACUAUUUGACGGUAAUGGACCAAAUGUUUUUUGGAAUGACCAAGUUGCAGUGCAGAAAAACUCGUUUUUGA